AUGGCAUUUACUGUUCGCUUUUCAUUGUUCCGCUCUGCCUUCGAGCCGAGCGAAGAACCAGUUGUUAAAAGGUCCUUCUUCUUUCUUCUUCUUCUUCUUCUUCUUCUUUUUUCUUCUUCUUUUUUCUUCUUCUUCUUUUUUUCUUCUUCUUUUUUCUUCUUCUUUCUUCUUCUUCUUCUUUUCAUCAUUCUUUUUCUUCUCUUCAUCCACCUUAUUCUUUUUCUUCUUCCCCCCUCUCUCUCUUCCUCCUCUUUUUCUUCUUCGUCUUUUAAUCCUCAUCAUACUCCUCCUCCUCUUCCUUCUGCUUCUUCUUCUUGUUCUUCUUUUUCUUCCCCUCUCCCUCCUCCUCCUUUUCUUUUUUGUCUUUUAGUCCUCGUCAUCCCCCAUCCCCUCUUCCUCAUUCUUCUUCUUCUUCUCUUCCUCCUCCGCUUCCUUUUCUCUUUGUCUUUUAGUCCCCGUCAUCGUCCAUCUAUCUCCUCUUUCAUCAUCAUCAUCAUCAUCAUCAUCAUCAUCAUCAUCUUCUUCUUCUUCUUCUUUUUCUUCUUUUAG
This is a messenger RNA of Acanthosepion pharaonis, 549 nucleotides long. Lineage: Eukaryota; Metazoa; Mollusca; Cephalopoda; Sepiida; Sepiidae. The record is from the annotation of a GenBank genome assembly.